Musca domestica (house fly) is the source of this 1944-nucleotide messenger RNA. RefSeq names its product tyrosine aminotransferase (gene Tat). Gene Ontology annotation, biological process: aromatic amino acid metabolic process; biosynthetic process. Bases 427 to 1758 code for a protein of 443 amino acids. The record is from RefSeq and is a predicted model, not a curated record. Gene Ontology annotation, molecular function: pyridoxal phosphate binding; L-tyrosine:2-oxoglutarate transaminase activity. The transcript is spliced from 3 exons. NCBI's taxonomy places the organism in Eukaryota, Metazoa, Arthropoda, Insecta, Diptera, Muscidae.
UGCUGUGGAACAGUUUACGCUCAACUUAGAUUUCAAAGAGUUAUACAAAAAGCAAAUACCUGCUACCAACGGACAUUUCUGUGUCGGCUGUGAAUGGAUUAAAAACAAAAUAUUGAAAAGUGAUUAUCGAAAAUUACUUGACAUUUGAAACAAUCUAACGCAAAAUAAACUUCCUUGCAAAUGCUCGUUUGGAAUGAUAGUCAAGAUACCAAUUUUAAAUUCAUUUGAUUCAUUUUCCUAUACAAUACUCCGCGUGCUGUAAACAUUUCUAAAGAAAAGUGAUAAAUUGUGAUAUAGUAUUCUGAAUAAGUCGUAAGGAUUUUCUUGUCCUUUAUUGAAACUGAACAGGAAACAGCGAUUAAAUAUUGAAAUUAUUUAUUUGUUUAAAAAAAAACUCCACCUUAAAAAUAGUAAAUUUACGUGAUAAUGCUUACAACUGGUUUGGAAAAUAACAUCAACGCAUCUAGUCCCGCUCACACAAAUAAAGGACGUACAUCAUGGAAUCUGAAAACCUCGACUUUGGCUAAAGACACCAUAAAUCGUAUUCGCAUUAUUGUGGAAUCAUUGAAAAUUUCUCCGAAUCCAGACAAACCAAUGAUACCCUUGACAAUUGGCGAUCCCACGACUUUUGGUAAUCUUAAGGCCUCUGAUGAGACCAUAAAAGCCGUUUUGAAGUCCAUUGAAAGUGGUAAAUACAAUGGUUACGCUCAUACGCAAGGGCAUGAAUUUGCUCGCCGAGCUAUUGCCAAAUACAGUGCCCAUCAGAGUUCGGAAGAAAUAAAACCCGAGAAUAUUUGCAUAACCAGUGGUUGUUCAGCGGCAUUGGAAUAUUCGAUUUUGGCUUUAGCCGAGAGGGGUCAAAAUAUUUUGAUACCUCGUCCAGGUUUUUGUUUAUAUCAAACAUUGACCGAAGGUCUGGGCAUACAAGUGCGUUUCUACGAUCUAUUGCCGGAAAAACAAUGGGAAUGCGAUUUGCAACAAUUGGAAUCGUUGAUUGAUGAAAACACUGCCGCCCUUGUUAUUAACAACCCCAGCAAUCCUUGUGGCAGUGUUUUCAGCAAAAAACAUUUGGAAGAUAUUUUGGCCAUCUGUGAGAAAUACUAUUUGCCCGUUAUUGCCGAUGAGGUCUAUGAACAUUUUGUUUUUCCUGGAUCCAAACAUUAUGCUGUCAGUUCUCUGUCAAAGAAUGUUCCAGUUCUAUCGUGUGGUGGUUUAACGAAACGUUUUAUUGUACCUGGCUGGCGUACCGGCUGGGUGAUAAUUCAUGAUCGCGAAAAUCGCAUAGCUGAAGUUGCCAAGGGAUUGCGAAGUUUGUGUGGUCGAAUUUUGGGUUCCAAUACUUUGAUUCAAGGUGCUCUGCCAGAUAUUUUAGAGAAAACCCCACAAAGUUAUUUCGACAGCGUCAUUGAUAUACUAAGCGAAAAUGCCAAUCUAGCAUAUGGAAUGCUCAAGAAGAUUCGCGGCUUGAACCCCAUUAUGCCCAACGGCGCCAUGUAUAUGAUGAUAGGAAUUAAUAUCGAACAAUUUCCCGAAUUUAAGGAUGAUACGCAUUUCGUUCAGGAGUUAGUGAAUCAACAAAGUGUUUUCUGUCUGCCUGGCAGCUGUUUUGAAUAUCCCAAUUUUGUGCGUAUCGUCUUAACUGUUCCCAAAGAGAUGAUUGAAGAAGCCUGUGCUCGUAUUGCCGAAUUCUGUGAAGUCCACUACAAGGUGGAUAAUACAAUAAUCGAAAAUAAUCUACUUGGAGAAAUUCCGUACUAAAGAGAGUGGAAAUUUUUUGUCUGUAAAUGGCUGGGAUUAGUACGCGAUGCUUGAAAUCUCUUAAAAAUAAACAAUAUAGACUAAGUUUAAUGCAUUUACUUUUACUAGCUGUAGUAGUUAACAUAUUAAGAAUUAAAUUCUAUUAUUUAUGAAUAAAAAUAACAAUAUUUUGUUAUGAGAAUUAAC